CGUUUGUUGCACCCCCAAAUUUCCAAAUUAACAUUCAAAAAAAGGUGACCCUAGAGAAUAGACAGUUUGCUUCAUGUUGAAACAAUGGAAUACUCACAAUAUCACUUCUUCAAGCAACCCCAAUAUCAAUAAUUAUAAUGCAGUGCUAACAGCUUAAGCAUUGUUGAGAAACAACUUACAAAAACAGAGGAGGGUUUUUCAUGGAGGAGUUGGUGGUGGAAAAUCUUAUCCAGGGUGGAAGAGAAGCCCGGAUUCAGGCGGCUACCGAGCUCAGUAAGCUCAGCAGCCGACAGAGGCAGAAACUGGCGGAAAGAGGAGUGAUUCCUCCAUUGGUGUCGAUGCUUCAUUCCCAGGAUUAUGAAGCCAUUGAAGCUGCUCUCUUGGCUCUGCUUGGUCUUGCCUCCGGCAGUGAAAGGAACAAGAUCAGGAUUGUAAAAGCUGGGGUUAUUCCAGUGUUGUUGGAGCUCCUUCAAUGCCAGAAUGAGGUGCUGAAUGAACUUGCUAUAGCGGCAAUGCUGAUCCUUUCUUCUUGCAGAGGAAACAAGCUAGCAAUUGCAUCUUCUGGGGCUGUACAGCUUCUUGUAGAAGCACUUAACGUUAGCAGCUUCAGCUUUCAAGCCAGGCUUGAUACCAUAGCUACUCUCCACAGUCUAUCUACUUGCCAUCAGAUUGUUCCGUUGAUUGUCUCCUCUGGCUCAAUAUAUACCCUGCUUGAACUAAUUCACAGCUCAGAGAAAUCGUCGGAAUUAACAGAGAAGGCAGUGGCAUUGCUCGAGAAUGUUGUCUCCACAUCAGAGAAUGCACUUCAGGAAACUGCUGGUACCGGAGGUGCCAUCCGGGUUUUGGUGGAGGCAGUGGAAGAGGGUUCUCAUCAGUGCAAAGAGCAUGCUGUGGGAAUCCUUCUGCAUAUAUGUCAGAGCUGCAGAGAGAAGUACAGGGGAUUGAUAUUGAGGGAAGGUGCAAUGCCAGGGCUGCUCCAGCUAAGUGUUGAUGGAACAUGGAAGGCAAAGAAUAUGGCUCGAGAGCUGCUGAUGCACCUGAGGGAUUGCUCAAACUAUGGAUCAACGAGUAAACAGUCGAAACACGAGGUUGUAGAGGAGAUUAUGCAGGCUAUUGAUGCAGAAGGAGAAAAAGUUAACGGAUCGACACUGAGAUUGGUAGAAGAGAUGAUAGCGAAGCUCAGGACAUGACUUUUCGGUUCUUUGAGAAACAGAUGUCUUGGCCUUAGGUUAUAGGCUCAGUUGUGGGAUUGAAGUACCUGUACAUAAGAUUGGUAUUGGAUAGCAAAUAUUCAGGAGUUUUAUCUUUAAAUUGUUAUGAUCUUUAACAUUAGAAAGACGAUUAUGACAUUCAGCCAUUUGAAUUAAGUUAAUGAUUUAUU
Molecule: messenger RNA, 1381 nt
Organism: Rubroshorea leprosula
Lineage: Eukaryota; Viridiplantae; Streptophyta; Magnoliopsida; Malvales; Dipterocarpaceae
Source: the annotation of a GenBank genome assembly